AUGCAAGCAUGCAUUGUUCCCAAGGCCAAGGGCUUACGCUUCCUGAGGAGGAAGCCUGCCAAUGGGGUGAAGGCCCUUAACUCUCUCACCCCCAACUCCCUGGCUGUCUCCCCCUCAGGGAGUUCCACCUCUCUCACCCUCUUCCGGUCUCAGCCCGGUGUUCAGCCUAAAGAUGCUGAGGUGAAUGGGGACAUUCCUGCAGCCGAGGGACCAUCAGAGAACGACAGUGGCGCAGAGAUGACCAAUGAGAACAGCCCGCUGACCGCUGCUGAGCCGCCCUCCCCCUUCAGCCCCAAGCAGAACGGAGACGCUGCCUCACCUGCAGACUCAGAUGUUAACCAGUUGUCUGGGAGCAGGAAGAGAACCAGGAAGAGGUCCUCUGAGGAGGAGGAGUGCAGCUGGGACUCCUCCUAUAGUGAGCAGAAGGCCAAGGUAGUAGGAGUGGGGGGCUCGGAGUCUGGCUCGGGUCUGAGACAGAGACCCUCUCCCAGGACCAUCUUCCAGGCCGGUCUGCUGGCCCCUCACAGCAAACCACGCAGCCGCGAGCAGAGAAGGGGAGGACGCCAGAACAAGCUGGAGCACCACAGCAGUCCUCUGAGCCUGGCCUGCAGUGUUGGCCCCGGGCCCCUGGUGUCCGUGGUCCCUGAGAGCCCCUCCCUGGAGCUCCUGGAGCAGGACUCUAAGGAUUCGGCCCAGAGCACCUCCACCUCCUCCACCUCCCUGGCCUCCAACACCACAGAGCCUGCCUGCCAGCCAGAGUACAAGGACAACAAGGGUUUUGGCAUUGGGGAGCUGGUGUGGGGGAAGAUCAAGGGUUUCUCCUGGUGGCCAGGCAUCGUGGUCACCUGGCACGCCACGGGCAAACGACAAGCCACUCAUGGCAUGAGGUGGCUGCAGUGGUUCGGUGAUGGCAAGUUCUCUGAGGUUUCAGCUGACAAACUGGACUCCAUCACUGCUUUCCCCAAGUUCUUCAACCAAGCCUCCUACGCCAAGCUGGCAUCCUACCGCAGGGCCAUCUUCCAGGCACUGGAGAUGGCCAGUCUGCGUGCUGAGAAGCCAUUCCCUCCGUGUGAGUCAGAGGGGCCAGAGGACCAGGUCAAGCCCAUGCUGGACUGGGCCAAAGGGGGCUUCCUGCCUAAGGGCCAGGAGGGCCUCAAACCCACAGAGAACCCUGACAGCAACCCGUUAAACCACAAAGUGUUGGACGUCAGUCUGCUAGAGUAUUUCCCCACAGCCAAGAGGCCCCGCAUCAGCCUUUGUAAGGCCAAGAGCAGCCCCGAGGAGGUCUACAGUAGAGAACAAAUGGUGCAUGAAGUUUUGAAGAAUAACAGAAGUAUAGAAGAGUUUUGCCUCUCAUGUGGGAAAACACGAGCGGCAACCUUCCACCCACUUUUUGAAGGAGGCCUUUGCCAAGCAUGCAAGGAUGUGUAUCUUGAGAUCUCCUACAUGUAUGAUGACGAUGGCUACCAAUCGUACUGUACCGUGUGCUGCGGGGGCCGCGAGGUACUACUGUGUGGGAACGCCAACUGCUGCAGGUGUUUCUGUGUAGAAUGCCUGGACAUUCUGGUAGGCGCGGGGGCGUCGAACAGUGCCCGUAACCUGGACCCGUGGCGCUGCUACAUGUGCCAGCCCCUGCAGCCCUACGGUGUGCUCAAACAACGCCACGAUUGGAGCAUGAAGCUGCAGGAGUUCUUUAUCAACGACAACGGCCAGGAGUUUGAAAGCCCAAAGAUCUACCGGGCUGUCCCUGCGGAUCAGAGGCACCCCAUCCGCGUGCUCUCAUUGUUUGAUGGCAUCGCCACUGGCUACUUAGUGCUACGAGACCUAGGAUUCAAAGUGGACCAUUAUAUUGCAUCAGAGGUGUGUGAGGAUUCCAUAUCGGUGGGGGUCGUCCGACAUGAAGGAAGAAUCCAGUACGUGCACGACGUGCGCAACAUCACCAGAAAAAAUAUAGAAGAGUGGGGCCCAUUUGACCUGGUGAUAGGAGGAAGCCCCUGUAACGACCUAUCUAUUGUCAACCCCGCCAGGAAGGGACUGUACGAGGGCACAGGGAGGUUGUUCUUUGAGUUCUACCGCCUGCUGAGUGAGGCCAAGCCCAAGGAGGGCGAGGACCGCCCAUUCUUCUGGAUGUUCGAGAACGUGGUCGCCAUGGGCGUCAACGACAAGAGGGACAUCUCUCGUUUCCUCGAGUGCAAUCCAGUGAUGAUCGAUGCCAUUGAGGUGUCUGCGGCUCACAGGGCUAGGUACUUCUGGGGCAACCUACCAGGGAUGAACAGGCCUCGGUGUGCAUCUGGGAUGGACAAGCUAGAGCUACAGGACUGUCUGGAACAUGGCCGUGUGGCUAAGUUUGGAAAGGUGCGCACCAUCACCACACGCGCCAACUCCAUCAAGCAGGGCAAAGACCAGCACUUUCCCGUCAUGAUGAAUGGCAAAGAGGACAUCCUGUGGUGCACCGAGCUGGAGAGGAUCUUUGGCUUCCCGGUCCACUACACAGAUGUGUCCAACAUGGGCCGCGGUGCCAGGCAGAAGCUUCUGGGCAGGUCCUGGAGCGUACCUGUCAUCAGACACCUGUUUGCCCCUCUGAAGGACUACUUUGCAUGUGAAUAGUGCCCUCCCUAACCAACCUCUCUGUAGUUCCACACCUCCCUCUACUGCUACCCCAUGAGGAGGAUCUGCAAAUCAAAUCAAAUGUAUUUAUAAAGUCCUUUUUACAUCAGCUGAUGUCACAAAGUGCUAUACAGAAACCCAGCCUAAAACCCCAAACAGCAAGCAAUGCAGGUGUAGAUCUGCACCCUUUGGCCUCCUCCAAUCAUGAGGCUGAGGAGUAGGACACAAGAUCGUGCGGGUACACAUGGUGACUCCGCUCUCACCCCUCUCCGUUCAGCCAUGAUGUUUUCUUCCAACACUCUAAAAAUACCCUACACAAAAAAAUCGAAGGAGCCAGACCUGCCUUUCACUGAGCGAAACCAGCACUGAUAAGGGGACCAUUUGAGGGUCUUACUUUUAUAGCCUUCCUUUUAACAAAAGGCUGGUCUGAGAGUGACAUGGAAAGUACCACUGAUUGUCAAUCAGAAGUGCCAAUGCUAAGUUAGACAAUCUUGUUAUCCCCUGGUAGGCAAAAGCCAACGUGUUAUUUUAGGGUUUUAAGGCUUUAUACACUGCUUUUACUUCUUAACAAAUUACUUCCCCUCAUGUUGUCUUUGAGUGGAUUUGUUGUGAUCACAAAGUCAGACAUAUAUUUUUUUUAAAUAUUUUAUUUUUGCAUUUUCCAAUUAAGAACAU
Molecule: messenger RNA, 3282 nt
Organism: Salvelinus namaycush (lake trout)
Lineage: Eukaryota; Metazoa; Chordata; Actinopteri; Salmoniformes; Salmonidae
Product: DNA (cytosine-5)-methyltransferase 3B-like
Exons: 21
Coding region: 1-2607 (868 amino acids)
Biological process (GO): negative regulation of transcription by RNA polymerase II
Cellular component (GO): nucleus
Molecular function (GO): DNA (cytosine-5-)-methyltransferase activity, acting on CpG substrates; DNA binding
Source: RefSeq, a predicted model, not a curated record